GGGACAUUUGGACUUGAAAGACAAGAAGCAGAAUUCAAAGGCAAGCCCUUAAAUUCCAGAAGACAACCAAUUUUUGCUGCAAAGUGACCAGCGUUUGGUGUGGAGAUGGGGAACAUGGAUGGGAAAUCUGUGGAGGAGCUGAGCACUACCGAAUGCCACCAGUGGUACAAGAAGUUCAUGACGGAGUGUCCUUCUGGCCAACUCACCCUCUAUGAGUUCAAACAGUUUUUUGGCUUGAAAAACCUGAGUCCGUCAGCGAACAAAUACGUUGAGCAAAUGUUUGAGACGUUUGACUUUAAUAAGGAUGGCUACAUAGAUUUUAUGGAGUAUGUGGCAGCCCUGAGUCUGGUCCUGAAAGGGAAGGUGGAUCAGAAGCUGCGAUGGUAUUUCAAGCUUUACGAUGUGGAUGGGAACGGCUGCAUUGACCGGGGAGAACUGCUGAACAUCAUCAAAGCUAUUCGGGCCAUCAAUCGAUGCAACGAAACGAUGACGGCUGAGGAAUUCACAAACAUGGUGUUUGACAAAAUUGAUAUAAAUGGAGACGGCGAGCUCUCCCUGGAAGAGUUCAUGGAUGGGGUACAGAAGGAUGAAGUGCUGCUCGACAUCCUCACCCGCAGCCUGGACCUGACCCACAUCGUCCAACUGAUCCAGAACGAUGGGCAGAACCCACAAGAAAAGGAGCAGGCAGCGAACGCUGCCCAGUAGGCUCCUGGGACGCGUUCCUCUCCAUCUCUACUUUCUCCCCUUUGCAUUAUUAAAACAAAUCGAGUUGUGGUUGUGGGAACUGGUGAGCUGUCCCAGCGCCGGUGCAACAAGCAAUAGACUAUCCCGCUAGUGCAGGGACCGGGAUCUGCUCUGAAGGCACUGCUCCCCUGGCUGAUGGGCUGGGGAAGACUGGAGAUCACCAGGCACCGCCCUGGCCAUACCACCGCACCAGCCGGCGAGAGGAGAGGCAGAUAAGGCAUGGAGAAAGCCUCAAAAUUCACGCCAAGGCCACGGGCAACAGCAGUGUCCGCGGGGGACGAACCCCAGGGCUGCCCAGUGCUUUGCCUGGGGCGAGGGGGUCCCCAGGGACACCUAGAAAGCAGACUCAAACCUUCUCUUCCCAUAUACAUUUCUAGAGCAGGAGAUCAGCAGUUUUGGUCACUUGUUCUGCGAUUUGUUAUAAUUAUAUUAGCAAUCAUUAGUGAUAAUGAAAGGUAAAAAUAUCCGAGCUAGAAAAAGGAGAGCAGCGGAGUGGUGAACGCAGUGGCUAUUCUUUGUUUAAAAGCAUUAAAAACAUACAAUGGUGCCUUUUUUAACAACUAGCUGAACUUUCAGGGAAUGGUUCUCCUUGAAGUAGGAAAGGCUGCAAUGGCAGAAACCCACCAUGGAGAAGAUUUAGAUGUCUGUAGGACUAUUCCUGCAUGUCCUAUCUCCUAUACAACAACCUCUCCUGCGAGUUACUCUCCGUGGCAUCCUUGAGCAUCGCGUGGCUUUGGCUGCAACGGCAGCAAAUCAUCUGCGUGGAGCUCAGAGGGGAGAACCACCGGAGAGGGGCCAGAGGCAGCGUCUGCACCACGAGCAUCUGCACGUACCCGAGCAUUCCUGAGCAGCAACGGGUACCACAACCUCCAAGUGGGCUCAGGAAUUGUCUCCCAUGGAAUAAAACCCAGUCACCCCUUAUUACUGUAUCCUGGGACAGCAACCUUGUCGGCCGGUGCUAAUUACCCAUGAGCAGGGACUGCACCCAGGACCCAGCACACGCACAACGGAGGCUGCGAGAGCAGCGGCUUCGCCCCCACACCACCCACCGUCCUGCACCGAGCCGGGGCUGCGCCUUGGCUGCUCCUCGAGAGGAGUUUCCUCAUCCGAUUGGAACAAGUUUCAGGCACGGUGAGGCAAUACAGGACAGCGGGAAGGAUAUCUUGCCCAGCUGAAAGACUUGUUAUUUAGCACUGGAUUCUUGCAAUUCAUAAGCAACUGACUCUUCUUCCUGCACAUCUUUUUCAUUUGACCAUUUUACCUGGAAGCUUUUGUACUUCCAAUCUUAUAGCGAACUAAUAAAGAUA
Molecule: messenger RNA, 2051 nt
Organism: Cuculus canorus (common cuckoo)
Lineage: Eukaryota; Metazoa; Chordata; Aves; Cuculiformes; Cuculidae
Gene: GUCA1A
Product: guanylate cyclase activator 1A
Exons: 4
Coding region: 106-705 (199 amino acids)
Biological process (GO): positive regulation of guanylate cyclase activity; visual perception
Cellular component (GO): cone photoreceptor outer segment; photoreceptor inner segment
Molecular function (GO): calcium sensitive guanylate cyclase activator activity; calcium ion binding
Source: RefSeq, a predicted model, not a curated record